Molecule: messenger RNA, 1164 nt
Organism: Symbiodinium sp. CCMP2592
Lineage: Eukaryota; Dinophyceae; Suessiales; Symbiodiniaceae
Source: the annotation of a GenBank genome assembly
AUGAGCGGCGUCGGCGCCGUCGGCGCUCCCCUUCUAGCAGCUCUGAGCGCUCGAGGAGCAGAAAUCGUGAUCGCAGACGCGAUCGGGAAUCCAGGUCAUAAGCGCGAGCCGCUUCGCCUUUUCCCCCACCAAUGCCUCAGCUGCCGGCAGCAGCGCCGGGAUAUGAAUGGAGGCAAGUGCCAGUGGUGCCGGUGCCGGUGCAGCCACCUUUACCGCCUCCUUCGACGCCUGCCCCGAUUUCUCCGGCAGUGCAUGUACCUCAGCAGCAGGCUGCCUGGAGUCGCCAGCCCUGGCGAGGAGGAGGCCAGCAGAAGCAGGGCCAAUGGAAUAGGCGCUGGAACCAGUGGCAUCGGCUCCACGGUCGGGCUCUCUGAAGUGGCUGCGGCCGAUGCUCGACGCGCUGCCAAAGAGGUUGAUCAGGACGAGGCGGACGACGAAGCGUCGUACCUCGCAGCCCUGUGGAAGUCAGCGCAGGAUGAGGCGCGGGCGGACCCAACUAGGCCAUUGUCGGCCCGGGAACUGGCAGAGCAGGGAAAGCUGCAAUGGUGGUGGAAGAUGCCAUGGAAGGCCGUGGUCGAAAAGUUCCCUGACACGGAUGCCUAUAAGGAGUUUUUGGAAGGCCUUGAGGGUCCGAUACCGGCCUCUGUGAUCUCGCGACUGGCAACGGUCCUUGCUGCCUUUCGAUCUUACGGCCGCCCCCUCGAGGGGGACAAUCCUGUGGCAGGAGUCGUUGGCCCAGAUGCUCACGUCUUUCGGGUCCCUGGGCAACGAAUCUUGAUUUUGAGCUGCGAGCUGAGGGGGCCGAGUUACGUUCGGAAUCCCAAUUCUGAGCAUGCUGCGGUGAUGUGCCACGGGACUUCCUUCCCGUCGUUGAUUGGGGUUGCUGAGAUCGGCGAAAUUGCCGUCAAUGAUUACAGGGAGCAGGGCAUGCCUUGCUUUGGAUUCUCGGCACGCGGUGCGUUGGUCGGCAUGUCCCGGGAUGCGAUGGAGAGCGCGGCGACCAAGUGCGCUAGCCGCACGAAGGCGCUCGGGGGCGCGAUGAUCAUCGUGGAGUGCGAAUUGCCACGGAGCACCCCUUCUGUGGAAGGGGGUAAUGACAUGAUGCAGAGCUCUUGCCGGCUUGCCGGGACGCUGGAUCGGUCAGGUCGGGGGAUCACUUCUUGA